AUGACGUAGGCGCGCUGUUCGGCUCAGAGUUGACUGAGGGGCCAUGUGGGGUUGCGGCGCGCUGUUGGGGGCGCGAACCAGAUCACGGCUUUGGCGUGAGGUGCUCGUCGCUUGGGGCCGCCGCUGGUCUGCCGCCGCCCCCUACUCCGCAUCUGCCGAGCCCUCCCGGGUCCGGGCGCUGGUCUAUGGGCACCACGGGGACCCAGCCAAGGUCGUCGAACUGAAGGACCUGGAGCUAGCUGCUGUGGGCGGAUCAGACGUCCAUGUGAGGAUGCUGGCGGCCCCUAUCAAUCCAUCUGACAUAAAUAUGAUCCAAGGAAAUUAUGGCCUCCUUCCCAAGCUGCCUGCUGUUGGAGGGAAUGAAGGUGUCGGACAGGUGGUAGCAGUGGGCAGCAGUGUGACUGGGGUGAAGCCAGGAGACUGGGUGAUUCCAGCAAAUGCCGGUUUGGGAACCUGGCGGACUGAGGCUGUGUUCAGCGAGGAAGCACUGAUCGGAGUUCCAAGUGACAUCCCUCUUCAGAGCGCCGCCACCCUGAGUGUCAAUCCCUGCACGGCCUACAGGAUGUUGAUGGACUUUGAGCAGCUGCAGCCAGGAGACAGUGUCAUCCAGAAUGCGUCCAACAGUGGAGUGGGGCAAGCAGUCAUUCAGAUCGCCGCAGCCCUGGGCCUGAGGACCGUCAAUGUGGUCCGAGACAGGCCUGACAUCCAGAAGCUGACUGACAGACUGAAGAGUCUAGGGGCCGAGCAUGUUCUCACAGAAGAGGAGCUAAGGAAGCAUGAAAUGAAAAAUUUCUUUAAGGACCUGCCCCAGCCCCGACUUGCUCUCAACUGUGUUGGCGGAAAAAGCUCCACAGAGCUGCUGCGACACUUAGCGCCUGGGGGAACCAUGGUGACCUACGGGGGAAUGGCCAAGCAGCCUGUCAUAGCCUCUGUGAGCCAGCUCAUUUUUAAGGAUCUCAAACUUCGAGGCUUUUGGUUAUCCCAGUGGAAGAAGGACCACAGUCCAGCCCAGUUCAAGGAGCUGAUCCUCACACUGUGCAGUCUCAUCGGCCGAGGCCAGCUCACGGCCCCUGCCUGCUCCGAGGUCCCACUGCAGGACUACCAGCGUGCCUUGGAAGCCUCAAUGCAGCCCUUCGUGUCUUCAAAGCAGAUUCUGACCAUGUGCUAAUCGCAUAGGAGCCAGAGUGAGGUGGGAGGGAAGACGGAUCGGCAGGACUGGUUUCGGGCCCCUCGGUCAGGGCCCUCAGCUUUCCCCAGGCUGCCCUCUGACUAGGGGGGUUGUGAAGCCAUCCAGGGCCAGCCCCUGGGUAUCUAAUAAAGUCUGAACUUCCUAAGAACAGACACACACAAAACCAACAGAAGUCAUCUCUGUCGAGAGGAACCCUCAAGUGUGCACCUGCCAUUCCAGCAUUAAGAAGCCCCCUUGCCCAUCCUCCAACUUGUCCUCCAGCGAUGAUUUCCUGACCACCCUGAAAGUAAAGUGAGGGUGGGGACCGGCAGGUACAAAAGCCAGUAGGAUGCAGUCUCCACCCCCAGGCUGUCCCAGAGGGGCAGAAAGGAAGGUUUGACUCAUUCUGGGUGGUGCGGGGCUCCGUGUGGGACGGGAGGAGGAUCAGCUACCUGAGAGGGUGAAUGCCAGGCUAAGGAGCCAAGGAGUCGGGGUCUCAGGUGGCUGGACCACCCUCCUGGAAUGUCUGUCCUAACUGGGGAAAUAGUUGUUACACCAGUGCUUCUCAACCUGAAGUCAUUUUACCCCCAAGGACGUUUGACAGUGUCUGGAGACGUUUUCAGUCAUAAUUGACAGGGUGCGAUCGGCAUCUAGUGGGUAGAGGUCAGUGAUGCUGCUCAGAUAGCAUCUGGUGCACAGAACAGCCUUCCUCAACAGAAUGAUCCAGCCCAAGAUGUCCAUAGUGCCACUGUUGAGAAACCCUGAAUUAAGCUAACAGUCCCACAAUCACUGCCCUGGUGAUUCAAGUGCUUCUAAAGAAGAUGCAUGCGAAGUGCUAUGAUGGCAUAACUGAGGUCUUAUCCUAGGCCUGGAGUCAAGGGAGCCUUCCUGACAUGAAAGUGGGUUCUGAAAAUGGGUAGCUUUAUUCAGAGAAAGAGAAGAGUUUGACAUCAUGUGACUUUUUGUGUUUCCCUUAUGAUCCACUCACCCUGAUGGAAAAAAACUAGAGACUCGGGAAUGUUCCCUGGUCACCGGGCCUACUUUCCCUUAGCUCAAGAGCCUCUUUCAAGGAGUAUUUACUAGAUACCCAGUGUGUGCCUGAGGCUAGGGAUGCCUGUGAGGGGGCGGGGGCUGGCCCUCUGGCUGCUUAGCCUAGUGCAGGGGACCAACCUUCCCGGCAUACUAAUGAGGCCUCUGACAGAGGUGCCCAGAGGGCCCUGGAGACACGGCAACUCUGCCUGAGGGUUGAAGGAAGGCUUUGUGGAAGAAGUGUCAUCCACAGCAUAUGGUGAAGGCCAAGCAAGAAAACGUGCAUCCAGCAGAACCAGCAGCACAUGCGCAAGCCUGCUUCUGCUGCCUGAGGUUGGAGAGUGUGAGGGCUGAGGUGGGAGCUGUGGGUACAGGUCAGAGCAGGAAGGUUCGAGAAGUCAGGACUUACCCUUCAGAACUGGCGAGGCACAGAGGGGUUUUCAGCAGCAGGGUGAUGUGGGAAAACUGGCUCAGAAGACCAGAGGCCACCCAGGCUUAUCACAGACACGUACGUAGGCCCCUGACCUAAUGCUCUUGCCUUUGGGAGCAUCUUGUGUGUCCUCUGGAGAAAAGGACUUGGCUUCAGCCCAGAGCUGGGGAAGGUCUGCACGUGUCCUCUUGAUAAGAGUUGCUACCUUGUGCACGUAGGCUCAGGAUCGGCCCCAGCUUGCCCAAGUCCCUCCCGUCCCCUGUCUUCUGUCCUUGAAAAAAAUGCCUGAGAGGGUGGAGGAGGCUGCCCAAAGGCUACAGGAAUGAACGGUUAGAAUUAGGUUCUUCAGGAGGAGUCCACAGUGUUGGGUUAGGGGAAUGAUGAGCCUGCAGCCAUGGAGAGGGGGCAGCCCCUGGUACAGACUCAGAGGAGAUAGACACGAUGGAGGAAGGUUCCUAACACUAUGGUUAGAGACCCCGUGGAGGGCCGUGCAAAACAUCCUGAGAACAAUAUCUCUAGGGGUCUGGAGGUGACAUUUGGUUGUGCUUUAUUUUCUUUAUUUUUAUUUUUUUAAAUGUUUCUUUUUUAAGAGAAAGAGCACAAGCAGGGGAAGGGCAGAGAGAGAGACACACACACAGAAUCUGAAGCAGGCCCCAGGCUCUAAGCUGUCAGCACAGAGCCUGACACGGGGCUCGAACUCACGAACUGCAAGAUCAUGACCUGAGCCGAAGUCAGACACUUAACCGACUGAGCCACCCAGCACCCCUGGGCUGUGCUUUAAAGGAUGAUUAUAGUUUUCUCAGAGAAGGGAGACAUGCCUUCUAGACUAAGGGACCAGAUUAAGCAAAAUAUAUUAUGGAGGCAGGGCAUUUAUGUUCGAAUCUUGUCAUUUCCCCCCAAAUAUCCAUUCUCUUCCUAAGAACACAUGAUUUUUACAUAGGCACGUGGUAGCCUGGAAUAGUUUUCCUGCCUUCCUUGCAGCAGACAAGGUCCGUCCCUUGUGAUGCAAGCGGAAGUGGUAGGUGUUGAUUUCUUAAGAACCUCUUUAACAUAUAGCCAGCAUCCAGCCUGUACCUGUUUCUUCCCCUUCCAUCUUCCUCCUGGCUGGCACACAGACCUGAUUCCUGGAAUUUGUACAGCCAUCUUUGAUCAUGUUAAGAAUGGGUCAGUGACAGGAUCCAAGAAGCCUGGGUUCCUGGCACCCAGAAGCCCCAGCUGCCCACCUCAGGAUUUGUUUUACAUGAGAAACAAGCCUCUGUGUUAUUUAAUUUUGUAGAAUUUGGGCUGUCUCUGAAGCUAACCAUAAGUGAUACAUAUUCUGUGAUUCAAUUUAUAUUGGAAUCAAUCAAGCUGAAGCUGAAAAACUGAAUUGCGGCUGUCUGUGAUUCCCCACUAAGGAAUUUGAACUUUAGCCUGUGGGCAAUAGGGAACAAAAGAUUUCUGAGCCAGAAGAUGAGAACUGUGCUUUGGGAAAACAAUUCCUCUGGCAGCAGUUUGGGGGACAGUUGGGAGAAGGGAGGCACUAAACGAAGAGAUAAAGUCAGAAAUUCCCAGGCUUCUGAAUUUCAGACAAGUAAAAUCCGCAGAAAUUUCAAAGGCCGGCAUGAGGAUUACCAACAUCUAGGAGGCCAGCAGAGAAAGGAGACGGUGACAAGACCGUAGCAAAAGAGGGUCUGACUUCAACUGGAUCAUCUCUUCCAUAUUUUACAAGUAUAGGAGGCUGUUUUUCAUUUUCAUGCUGUGGAGUUGGGACAGCUCUGUUGGCCCACUAAAUAAACAAAAUCCUUUCUAAAUGGCUGGGGGAGGAACCUUUGGCUCCAGGAGACUGAAAGAAGACGAACAGGCAUUACCUCCUAAACCAAAAAGCUUGGGCACACCUGACGCCCUGAGGCUUCAUGACUGUGGUGCUCCCUGUUUGUUGUCUUCUGGGAGCAUCCACCCUGCCACCACCUACAGCCACGGACAUAAUAUUGACUGCUUUGUGUCUUGGGAGAUGAGAUAGAUAAGCCGAGAUAGAUAAGCCUGCUUUCCUCAGGGAAAGACGUGAGGCCCAGAAGAAAAAGGUUCUUGCAUUCAUCUGAGUGUCGCAGGCACGCAUGUCCUUGCCUCUGAAAGCUCCUGGCUGCAUCUGCCAGCCUCAUGCUUCUUGGUAGGCACCAUGCCCUGGGUAAGACACUGGGCCCAUCCAGAGCAGCUGGAAAUGGUAGAGAAGAGAGACUUAGGCCUGGCACAAUAUCUGCCUGCAUUUGCAGGCAGGAAAACCCAGGAACAUGGCAGAGGUAAGGAGAUGUUCGCACUCCCUGAAAGAAAAGAAAGCUUUCCCUGAGCCCUUAACCCUUUGCAACGUAUAAACCCUUUCACCCACGUCUCCAUUUGAUUUUUGCAACUUCCCUCUAUCAUUGAGAUUUUAAUAUCAUAACUUUACAGAAGAGGAAGACGCCAAGCGAGGUGAAGUGAAUUGCUCAAGGUCACACAGCAGGCAGCAGAUCUGACACUAGGGGCCAGGUCCCCUGAUCCUGUCUGGUCCCUAUACCAGUCCUGAUUUUUUUGGCUCCAGUGAUCAUUAACAUGUCAAUCAGAAGAGAGUUCAAAUUUCCCUGAGUCUGUAUCUCAUGGAGAGGCAGGAAAAAAGGGGAAUCAGGAGGCUGUUUAAGUAGUUCAGGUAAGAGAUCAUUCAUUUGUUCAUUUAGUAACUAUUUUGAAUGCCCAUAUGUGAAAAGCACUGUCAUGGGUGCUAGGGAUACAGUAGGAGAGAGACAAAGAACUUGGCCCUGGAUACCAGGGAGCUUACAUCCUAGUGGAGAAAGACCAUGAACAAGUGAAUAAACAAGGUAAUUGCAGAGUAUGGUAGGUGCUGUGAAAAAAUCAAAUAAAAUACAGUGGUAUCCUAGUGAUGGGAUACUUGAGAUAAGGUGGGCUGGGAAGGUCUGAGACCUGAAUAAGGAGUCAACCAUAUUGCAGACAGAAGUAACAGCCCAGUUAAAAACCCUGAUGCGUGAACAGUAUGACAGGGCCUGAACUAGCCAGUGGGAGUGAAGUAGAUGCAUCUGGCAACAUUUAGAAGGAAGAAUCAACAGGACAGACUAGGUGUGGUCUGAUCAGACUAUAGGCUGAUCAGACUAUAAGACAACCAAGGUUAGUACCAGUUCUUAAAAAUAUUAUGAUCCUUACACAACUAGAUUCCAAAUGGAUCAAAGAUUGCAAUAUAAGUCCUAAAAAUAGCAUAAUAAACCAUGAGAGGUUGUUUUUGUUUUUGUUUUAAACCUGAGUGAGAAAAACCACAACACAAAAUCCAGAAUCAAAGAAAAAUAAAGGAUGGAUAAAUUGCCUCCAUAAAUAAAUAUCUUCUGUUUCUGCACAGCAGAAAACACUCUGGGCAAAGUCAAACUAGGAAAAAAUAUUUCCAAUUCAUCUAACAAAGAGCUGAUUUCCCUAAUAUAUAGUGAGCUCUUAUGAAUCCAUAAAUAAAAGGGGGGAAAAACAUAAGCAGACACAGAAAGGAAAGUCUAAGUGUCUCUUAAAGAUAUGAAAUGAGGCUCACUCCACUCAAGAUAACUGCAAAUUACACUACCCCGACAUAGUGUUUUUCAGCUAUCAGAUUGACAAAGAUCAUAAAAUUUGAUAACAUGGUGUUGAUGAUGAGAUGGAGAAACAGGUACUUAUGGAAGAGAAUUGAGCAAUAUCUAUCAAAACUACACUUGCCCACACCCUUUGACCCAACUGUCAUACUUCUAGGAAUACAUCCUACCUAUAUGUAUAUACAAAGUUACUCAUUACGUCAGGUGUAAAUAGCAAAUGGUUUGAACCUAUCUCAAAAUCCUUCAUUGCUGCACCUAUUCAGUCAAUUACUGUGUAUAAUGGUAUUUUAUAAGCCAUAAAAACAGUCCUGAGGAAGCUCCUUUUGUACUGAUGGAAUGAUUUUCAAAAUAUAGUUAAGUGCAAAACUGUACAUAUAGUACACUACUAUUGCUUUAUUUGCGUGAAGUACCUCCCAAAGAACGUUUAGGAAACUGAUUACAUUGUUUGCUUCGGGGGUGGGAAACUAGGCGGCCAGAGGACGGAGAUGAUAAGACUUUUCGCCGUAUUACUUGAACCAGUUAAUGAAUUAUCCUUUCAAAACACAAUUUUACAAAUAAAUAAAAACAGCAAACAAAACU
Messenger RNA from Panthera uncia (snow leopard), 6784 nucleotides. It is a transcript of the gene MECR, whose product is annotated as mitochondrial trans-2-enoyl-CoA reductase. The record is from RefSeq and is a predicted model, not a curated record. Gene Ontology annotation, biological process: fatty acid metabolic process. The transcript has 10 exons. Gene Ontology annotation, molecular function: trans-2-enoyl-CoA reductase (NADPH) activity. Gene Ontology annotation, cellular component: mitochondrion. The coding region runs from base 44 to 1168 and encodes 374 amino acids. NCBI's taxonomy places the organism in Eukaryota, Metazoa, Chordata, Mammalia, Carnivora, Felidae.